Molecule: messenger RNA, 1545 nt
Organism: Oppiella nova
Lineage: Eukaryota; Metazoa; Arthropoda; Arachnida; Sarcoptiformes; Oppiidae
Source: the annotation of a GenBank genome assembly
UUUAGCAACCUAAUUCAAGGGAAUGACUAUUGGCGUAAACGUGGUAUACGUGGUCCGACACCUGGGCUAUUAUUCGGAAAUUGUGUCCAUUAUUUUACAAAAUAUAAAUGUAUGCAAGAUCUUACCUGGGGUAAAAGGUUUGGCAAAAUAUACGGCUAUUUUAUGUGCAAAACACCAAUUCUGGUUAUUGGUGACCCUGAGCUUAUAAGGGAUAUCAUGAUUAAAGAUUGGAGCUUGUUCACUGAUCGUUCCCUAAUUAUGAAAACCAAUGGGGCAACCAUUACAAAAGCUAUCUACCAACAAGAUGCAAGUAGAAAGAGACUUAUUCGCGACUUAAUUAGUCCGGCUUACACAUCAGGAAAAUUGAGAAAAAUAUACCCGAAAAUUGGUAAAAGUCUCGGGGAUAUGGACAAUUAUUUAUCCCGUGUUAUCAAUGAUCAUGGUGGCAAAAAUGUUGUAAUAGACAUUAAAUACGUUUGGCAAACAUUUACCGUGGACGCAUAUCCUAAAUGUGGCAUGUCCGUAAAUACGAGCGCUUAUAAUACGCCACAAAAUGAACUCGCUAUUUGUUUGCGUCGGUUUAUUGAUGUUGAUAUUCGCCGAGAAUUGCUGUCAAUUAUGUUGCCGUCAUUUAUGUCAAAUUGGCCUAAACUUGGUAACCAACGAGUUAUUCAGUAUUUGUUGCGUACUUUUCGUGAGAUAUGUAACGAGCGCUUACAGACACGCAAUUACAAACAUUAUAUUGAUUUCCUUCAACUUCUUAUGGAAACGCAGGCUGUACCAGGAUCAACUAACUUAACCAACAUUGAUAAACAAGAUUCAGAAAGACUCCGUUUGUCUGACCACGAGUUGACGGCACAGGCGUUUGCAUUCAUUGCCGGCGGAAAUAAGCCAACUUUGGCCGCACUGACCGCCUGUACCUACGAGUUGGCCCUCAACCCAGACAUUCAACAGAGACUUUACGACGAGAUAACGGCGUCGACACCCGACUCAUCGGACAUCAGUUAUGAAGCAUUGACUCAAAUGCCGUAUUUGGAUGCAGUCGUGUCGGAGUCCCUACGACUAUACCCACCGGCAGUCCGUCUCGUACGACAGGUUACCAGUGCCUAUAGUUUAGGCGAGACAGGCAUUAGUAUUGAGCCUGGUCAACACGUGGAGAUUCCCAUUUAUAAUAUACAGCAUUCCGGGGAGUAUUAUGAAAAUCCAGAGAAAUUUGAUCCUGAUCGAUUCAUGCCAGAAAACAAGCAUAAGUUGGUGCCAUACACGUUUAUGCCAUUUGGUCUAGGUCCACGCACGUGCAUUGGCAUGAGAUUUGGAUUGCUCGUAAUGAAAUGUGCUCUGGCUCAUUUUAUAAAGCGUUACCGCGUGUACCGCAUCCCUGACACUGAUAUACCGCUGCAAUAUAAACGGCUUAUGACUAUUAGAAUGCCUAAAAGGUGCAUGGUUGGUAUUGAACCCAGAAUAUUUUUGUACAAGAAUUACAACAAGUGGACUAAAUUGGGAAUCAAGGGACCCAAACCGAUCCCGGUAAUACGAUAUUUCGAU